AUGUGGCCGCCGAACCGGCCCGGAUCCCGCGCGCCCUGGCGCUGGGCGCUGGCGCUGCUGGCCCUGGGCGGCCCGGGGCUGUGCCACGCGAGCCCGCAGCCCGGGGACCCCGCGCGGCCCAGCGCCAGGAACAAGAACUGGUGCGCCUACAUCGUGAAUAAGAACGUGAGCUGCACGGUGCAGGAGGGAAGCGAGAGUUUUAUCCAGGCUCAGUACAACUGUGCCUGGAACCAGAUGCCCUGUCCAUCCGCGCUCGUGUAUCGGGUAAGUUUCCGACCCAGAUACGUCACUAGGUACAAGACAGUGACCCAGUUGGAAUGGAGAUGCUGUCCUGGUUUUCGAGGAGCCGACUGCCGAGAAGGCCCCAAAGACCCCAUGAAAAGCCCCCGCCCCACGCCUGCCCGACCUCGAAACAGCGUGAAGAAAGCUACAGAUACGGACCCAAGCCGAACCUCACAGCCCAAGGAGACUUUAUCACCAACAAGUGCAGCAGACCCAGGUCGGAAAGGGGAUCUGAAACAAGAGCCUGAAGGACUCGAGGGGAGGAAGGUGCAGAUGCUUGAGGAGAAGGUUGUCCGACUCACUAGGAUGGUGCUGGACCUCCAGUCCUCCAUGGCAGGCAUGAAAGAGAAUCUCAAGCACGCCAUCCAGGAUGACGCCAGCAAAACACCGGGCUCAUGGCUCGGUCACCUGCCUCCCCAGCCGGCUCCCCACGGGACCACUGUGGGAGCCACCGAGGCCGUGCCGCAACCCAGCGUGCCGGGGGGCAAGGAAUCUGGCAUGAAGGACAUCGAGUCAGAGCUGGCCGAAGUCAAGGAUACCCUGAAGACCAAGAGUGACAAGCUGGAGGAGCUCGAUGGCAAAGUAAAGGGCUACGAAGGACAGCUCAAACAGCUGCAGGAGGCCGCCCAGGGCCCCACGGUGACAAUGACCACCAACGAGCUGUACCAAGCCUACGUGGAUAGUAAGAUAGAUGCCCUGAGGGAAGAGCUCAUGGAAGGCAUGGAUCGAAAGCUGGCGGACCUGAAGAACACGUGUGAGUACAGGCUGGUGGGCCUGCAGCAGCAGUGUGAUGACUAUGGGAGCAGCUACCUGGGGGUGAUAGAGCUGAUAGGGGAGAAAGAAGCGAGUCUCAGGAAAGACAUUGAAGCCCUUCGAACCCGGCUGCGGGAGCCCUCCUCCACCCAGCCCAGCUGCUGCGGCAGUGAGAAGAACAGCGACCUCGGCCAGCAGAUCAAGGCACUGGACCAGAAGAUCGAGAGAGUUGCCGAGGCCACCAGGAUGCUGAAUGGGCGGCUGGACAAUGAGUUUGACCGUCUCGCAGUUCCGGAAACAGACGCGGACUUCGACGCGAGAUGGAACGAGCUGGACGCGAGGAUCAACGUGACGGAGAAGAACGCGGAGGAGCAUUGCUUUUACAUCGAGGAAACCCUCCGGGGGGCCAUCACCGGCGAGGUGGAUGACUUGAAGCGGCUCCUUGAUGAGAGAAUCCACUCCUUGGAAGAUCGCCUAGGGAGUGUUCUCCUGCAGGUGGUCAACGGUUCGGAUGCCCAGGCUGGGCCUCCGGGCUCGGUCCUGCCGGGGCUGCCAGGGUCCGGGCACGAGCAGGUCUGGAUGGAGCUAAGCCACCUCAAGGACAAAGUUCAAGUGGUCGAGGACUUCUGCCUGCAGAACCUGCCUCCGGGCCUAGAAGGCACCUUGCCAAGGGGAGAUGACCACACAGGGGGGAGCCUGAGCCUCUUGGAGUCUCUCAAUGAUACGAUGCAUAGAAGGUUCCAGGAAACCGAUCGCAGCAUCCAGAAGCUUCAAGAAGGUUUCCACUUGCUCUAUUCUUACCUGAAUAGCACCGAGAAAGAGGUGACUCGUCUUCAGAAUGAAGUGGGCGAUGGUAGAGCAGGUGAAAACGGUGAAGCAGGUGGGUUUACGAAGACUGGGGAGCAAGCAAGGACGGUGGGGACCACCAUCCCGUCUCCACAGACCCCUGUGGCCCCGUGCUGUGGCCAGCUGGAAGAGCGGUGGCAGCAGCUGCAGGAGCGGGUGCUGGCUGAGCUGGGCACGUGUAAGGAGAGCACGCACGAGGCGCAGACGGGGUUGUCUGUGGUUGAGAGCAGGGUGUUGCAACUGGAGCAAACGUGCAGCAGGCUGGACUCCAUCUCAGGGGGUCUACAGAGGAUCAAAGAGGGGCUCAGCAAGCACGUGGGCAGCCUCUGGAACUGCGUCCGGCAGAUGAACGGGACGCUCAGGUCGCAUGCCAGGGACAUUUCUGGCCUGAAGAACUCUGUGCAGCAGUUCUAUAGUCAUGUUUUCCAGAUUUCUACUGACUUGCAAGAUCUGGUGAAAUUUCAACCCUCAGGCACAGAGGAGCCCACAGAGGUGCCGCAGACCCCGGCAGAGAAGACCCCGCAGGUCCCCACCAGGCCCCCAACCGAAGAGGCCCCCACCGAGCUGCCUCAGCCAACUCCUCCACCCCCUCCGCCACCUGAGGACCCUACUGGACCACUGCACACGGGCCAGAGGCCUGUGCUGCCCCAGAGGCCCCUACAACCUCCACCACCACCAGCCCGCCCUGGCCGGACAGGACUGCCUUUCCUGCCUGGCUCCACUGGAGUCAUCAUGGAGACGGGCGAAGCCGGGCCUCCGGGGAGGAUGGGUGUGUCUGGACGAGGCCUGCCCCAGGGAGUGGAUGGCCAGAUGGGGCAGAGGCCCAUCCCCAGUGCAGAAGGCUAUGCAGGUGCACCAGGCUACCCUAAAUCACCUCCUCUAGCCUCACCAGGGGCACAAGUGCCAGCCCUGGUGUCCUUUUCCGCUGGGCUCACCCAGAAGCCUUUCCCCAGUGAUGGGGGUGUCGUCCUCUUUAACAAGGUGCUGGUGAACGAUGGGGAUGUUUAUAACCCCAACACUGGCAUCUUCACAGCUCCGUAUGACGGGCGCUAUUUGAUCACGGCCACCCUCACCCCGGAGAGAGACACCUAUGUGGAAGCUGUCCUGUCGGUCUCCAAUGCCAGCAUUGCCCAGCUGCACACAGCUGGGUACAGGCGCGAGUUUCUGGAAUACCACCACCCUCCUGGGGCCGUGCACACUUGUGGGGGGCCGGGGGCCUUCCACCUCAUUGUGCACUUGAAGGCAGGCGAUGGAGUCAACGUUGUGGUGACUGGAGGCAGGCUGGCCCACACAGACUUUGACGAAAUGUACUCCACCUUUAGUGGGGUUUUCUUGUAUCCUUUCUUUUCCCACCUCUAGGGUGGCCAGGAAGUGUGAGGGGGAGGUUGUAAAAAUUCCAAAGCUUUAAUAUAUUCAGUGUAUGUAUGUAACUGGAGCACUGGUCUAGUUUUCGGCAGGCAUCCCUCUCCUUGCCCCCAGGAUGAAGGCCUUGCCUCACUGUUGACGCCACCACCCCUUAAGAGAUCCCAGGCAACAGCAGCAGAGACUUUAACUGUGGCCCCUCGUCAAUCUGUCACUCUUAACUGGAAGACGUGCCCAGCACCCUCAUCUGGAGGCUGCUCCUCCCUGGCAUUCCCCAGGCCUACGCUGCCUGUGGAGGCUUGUGCUGCUUCCGCAUAGGGCUGGCCACUCACGACCACUGCUGGGGGACAGGGAUCAGCGAGGGGCAGGUGGGGGAUGCCGGGGACCUGUAGCUGGCUUCAGCUAGGCUGCCGCGUCUCUUCACACUGCACGCAGGAGAAAGGUUGAAACACUGAAAUGCUGAUUGGGUUUGUCCACUGCCCAGGGACCCAGAGCUUCCACUCUGGGCUGUCGCACACUUGGCUGACAGCUGCUGCCUGGGGCUCACCUCUGCUCACCUGGGUCUGGGCCCUGCUGUGAAGUGGAAUGUACCCAACGUUAUUUAUGACACGUUUUGGGCUCCUUAAAUGACAUGUGCAACUUAAGUGCAAAGAUGGGGAGUGUCAAUAAAGAUGUCAAAACAAA
Molecule: messenger RNA, 3927 nt
Organism: Jaculus jaculus (lesser Egyptian jerboa)
Lineage: Eukaryota; Metazoa; Chordata; Mammalia; Rodentia; Dipodidae
Gene: Emilin2
Product: elastin microfibril interfacer 2
Exons: 8
Coding region: 1-3240 (1079 amino acids)
Molecular function (GO): protein binding
Source: RefSeq, a predicted model, not a curated record